AUGUGUUCUAGGAGAGCUUUGUCGUCACGACUGAUCACAUCAAGUUCUGAAGCUGAUCCAGGAUUUUUUCGUUCUGUGCUUUGGAGCGACGAAGCUAUUUUUAAACUAAACGGGCGUAUAAACCGACACAAUUGCGUUUACUGGGCGUUUGAGAACCCGAAUUUAGCUCUACAACAAGAACUAAAUGUCCCGGGAAUCAUGAUUUGGGCUGGAAUUUGCGCCCACACGAUCGUUGGGCCGAAUUUUUUUGAAAACGAAAAAGUAAAUGGUACGACGCACUUAGACAUGCUGCAAAAUCUUAAAAUUGAACUUGCAGAAAGUCCAGUGUUUGCCGGUCAUCAAAUGCCAUUGCAACAGGAUGGCGCACCUGCGCAUUUCUCAGUCCAAGUACGAACGUUUCUCAAUGAAAACUUUUCGGGAUGGAUCGGAAUAGUUGACUGGCCACCACGGUCGCCGGACCUUACACCCUGUGAUUUUGCCUUAUGGGGCAUACUGAAGGACAGAGUAUUCGCUUUUUUGGCCACGUUCCAUCGAAAUUUUGAAAGCAGUCAUCACGGAAGAACUUGA
Macrosiphum euphorbiae (potato aphid) is the source of this 567-nucleotide messenger RNA. The record is from the annotation of a GenBank genome assembly. NCBI's taxonomy places the organism in Eukaryota, Metazoa, Arthropoda, Insecta, Hemiptera, Aphididae.